Poecilia reticulata (guppy) is the source of this 2256-nucleotide messenger RNA. Its product is annotated as RING finger protein 122-like. The record is from RefSeq and is a predicted model, not a curated record. Gene Ontology annotation, molecular function: zinc ion binding; ubiquitin protein ligase activity. Gene Ontology annotation, cellular component: nucleus. Gene Ontology annotation, biological process: ubiquitin-dependent protein catabolic process. Lineage: Eukaryota; Metazoa; Chordata; Actinopteri; Cyprinodontiformes; Poeciliidae.
GAAGGAAGGAAGGAAGGAAGGAAAGAGGGGGCGGCGAAAGCAGAGCUGUGAUGCAGGCGGUGAAUCACAUGAGCAGGGUUCUGUUUACAAACCGAGAGCUAAGUGGAGAAGAGAGACGAGGGAGGAGAGUGAACGUGAGAGGAGCCUGGAUCAGAAUUAAGAUUAGCGCCGUUGUCUUCCUGUGUUACGCCGUGGGUUCUGCGUAUGGAGCAGGGAGGCAGAUGGAGGCGCUGCCAUCGACUUUCCACGGGAGAACCUGCCCGGAUAACGGGGAAAUUCAUCCGUGUCGAUUUUCUUUGUCUCUCCACAGCAGGAAUUUGAAGCCAUUGAUAAAAAGAGUGACACAAGGACAUAACGGUGACUUGGGAUUGCAUCCGUGAGUCCACGUAGGUUUCUUUGUCAUCCACUGAAGAUACAAAGGCGGAUCUGACAGUCGACGGGAGUGUUUAGUGGAUGGAUCCUUUGUGUUUUAAACUAAGUAAACCUGGUUUUAGUUACCAAUCCCAGAGAACUUGUUGAGAAACCCAAAACUUUUCCCGGCUGAGUGCCGGUCAACCAUUCACACGUUAUUGGAUGCAUCCGGUUCACUGGUGUUACGGGUGUCUGUGCGACUUUGAACUGCAGCACUUCGUCCCUGACUGCAAGAUGACAAGCGAAAGUCUCUUCAACCUGCCGCUGAAUAUUUACAUCAUCAUCCUGGGCAUCGGCCUCUUCAUCCUCAUGCUCAGCCUCAUCGUCUGCUGCUACUUGUUCAGACUAAGAAGACAAGGUACAAGAGAGCAUUAUGGCUACAAUGAGGUAGUUCUAAAAGGAGCGGGAAAGAAACUGAGUCUUCUUGGUCAAACGUGUGCAGUAUGUUUGGAAGAGUUUCGCAGCAGGGAUGAGCUUGGAGUGUGUCCGUGUUCCCACGCUUUUCAUAAGAAAUGUCUGCUGAAAUGGUUAGAAAUCCGGAGUGUGUGUCCGAUGUGUAACAAGUCAGUUUGUCGAAUCCACAAUGAGCCCCAACAAACUUCUGAGCAGCCACAGAGUCUCUCGGAGGUCUGAUAAAGGAGCCCUACCCAGCAAUGCACAGCACUCUCCGUUCAGCUGAACUCUCUGACACAGUUUUAUUUUUAUUUUUUUUUCUUUCUAAAAUUGGAAAUAUUUUUUUGAGGCAGAGUUACUCUUGCAGAGAUUUUAAAAUAAACAUUGUUGUGAUCAGAAGAACAUUUUUGGAAAAAAGACACAAGGUAAUGGUAACAACAUCUUAAUGUGGGAUUUGUAAAUCAAAGUAAGAAUGCUUAAUGUCAAAUAUCUUGUGCUCAAGUUGGUUGAAAGUCCACAUCAGGUUGUGAGUUGAAAUAUACUUUUUUUCCAGAUUAAUUGGUAACACCGUAAUAUCCUGGAUUUUGUGCAAACAGAAACUGACAGUGGUGCAACGAAAAGACACUGCUUUAUGUACAAGGCAGCCAUAUUGAUUAAAACUUUCCAGUAAGCUAGCUGAGAAAGUUCCUGUGACUUUGAACUCAACUUGAAUGCUAACAUUCUCAGUACAUGGGCUCAUGCUAAUGCUAAGUGCCUUAAAGUCAUGUAAGCAUACUAAUAAGUUUUUAGCAUUAUAUUUCAACCUGUUCAGUGCCAGCAGAGAAGUGAAGUGACCUAACCAAGACGUAGACUAUGUAUUCAGGGCUAGUGGUAGCAAAAAAAUGUGACAUACAGUGGAUCCCUGUUGAUUUUUCUGUAGAACUUUGCCUCCAAAUUAUUUGCGGAAAACGUACUCGUUGAUUGGAAGCUGAGAAAGCUAGGGGCAAUGCUACGUGAUAUACUAUUGGCUGGUGUUUGGGAAACAGCCAAUCCAGGAGCUCCCUACAUUUUCCUUACCGCUGAUUGGCUGAACCCACAAACACGAAGAUAAGGACAACAGACGCGUUAUCUUCUGCGGUAGUGUUACAACGGUUUUCAUUUUCAUAUUAUUACAGGUUAGAAGAUAUAUAAUUUGAAUUGUUAUAAUUAGCAGUUGCAAGCAUUUUAGAAGGGUUCCUAAGUAUUCAGUAUUUGAGCUCUUAGCGGACGGUUAUAUUCUCUAACCUGCGAAUAUCGAGAGCCCACUGUAUAAAGUUGAGUUGUUUACUGGUUGUUUGUCUUUUACGUGCGAAAAUUUGAUGUGAAUUCAAUAAGACGAAGUUCAAACCUCACGUUUCUUUCCAACAAAACAUUGACAAGGUGUAACGUACACAGAAAAGAGUCAAUCGGGCUACCAUCGUACACACAGACUAA